This is a messenger RNA of Fusarium proliferatum ET1, 1023 nucleotides long. RefSeq lists its product as uncharacterized. The record is from RefSeq and is a predicted model, not a curated record. Lineage: Eukaryota; Fungi; Ascomycota; Sordariomycetes; Hypocreales; Nectriaceae. Gene Ontology annotation, biological process: transmembrane transport. Bases 1 to 1023 code for a protein of 340 amino acids. The transcript is spliced from 4 exons.
AUGGCUGCGCAAUCGAAGCCUGAGAUCUCCCCUUGGGGCCGCGCUGUCGCUGGAGCUACGGGUGCUGUUCUUGCGAACGCGCUGGUCUACCCCCUUGAUAUUGUCAAGACUCGUCUUCAAGUUCAAGUCAAGCCCGAUCCUUCAAAAGGCCCUACCUCGUCCGACGAACCACACUACACCUCGACAUGGGAUGCCAUUUCGCGUAUAGUCGCCGAUGAUGGAAUCAAGGGCCUCUAUGCUGGCAUGAAUGGCUCUCUGAUUGGUGUUGCCUCAACCAACUUUGCCUACUUCUACUGGUACACCAUUGUCAGGACCCUAUAUUUCAAGUCUCGCAAGACAGACGUGCACCCGUCCACCGUGGUCGAACUCGCUUUGGGUGCUGUCGCCGGAGCCAUUGCCCAGGUCUUUACCAUCCCUGUUGCUGUUGUUACCACGCGCCAGCAGACGGCAAGCAAAAGCGACCGCAAAGGUCUCAUAGACACCGCUCGUGAGGUCAUCGAUGGUCCAGAUGGUGUAUCAGGUCUCUGGCGCGGUCUGAAGGCCAGUCUAGUCCUUGUCGUCAACCCUGCCAUCACUUAUGGCGCAUACGAGCGACUAAAGGACGUUUUCUUCCCUGGCAAGACCAACUUGAGACCAGCGGAAGCAUUCUUACUGGGUGCCAUGUCCAAGGCGCUCGCAACCAUCGCUACUCAACCACUUAUCGUGGCCAAAGUUGGUCUUCAGUCCAAGCCUCCGCCGGCCCGAAAUGGCAAGCCCUUCACCAGUUUUGUCGAGGUGAUGAAGUUCAUCAUUGAGCACGAAGGUGUCCUGGGUCUUUUCAAGGGUAUUGGACCACAGAUCUUGAAGGGGCUCAUCGUCCAAGGCAUCCUCAUGACCACGAAGGAGAGGGUUGAGCUCAUGUUCGUGCUUUUGAUCCGAUAUAUCAAGUCUAUCCGCCUCCAGAAACUCGGCAAGACAGCUGAGAAGACAGCCGCCGCAGCCGCUGCACACAGCGUUGCGGCCAAACCCGUCACAACCGCAUAG